Molecule: messenger RNA, 996 nt
Organism: Arctia plantaginis
Lineage: Eukaryota; Metazoa; Arthropoda; Insecta; Lepidoptera; Erebidae
Source: the annotation of a GenBank genome assembly
AUGUUCAGGCAUUGGAGAGUUAGUGUAAAACGAAGAAACCCUAUGGCAACAUGUCCAUCUUCCCUCUUUCACACGUGGGAGACGCUACUUCAAGAGGUGGAAGCAGACGUCUUGGGGUAUAAUAAUGCAGCCCAGUCACUGGAGAGGCUGGUAGCCACACCGCUCAUGGACCGCACCUUUCACAUGAAGGUCCAAGCGAGAAAGCUAUUUGCGCAUCGGGAGGGCUGCGAAGUCAUUCUCGGAAAAGCUGAUGACCAACUUAACAUGAGUCGUGAAGACUACAGAGGAGCUUUCCUGAACUACUGCACCAACCCAAAUCCAGCUACUUUAGCAACCUACUACGAUUCACAUAAUACGUAUGUGCAGCAACUGACGGCCACCAACGCGAUGUUGGAUCAGUACCACAAGCAUACGCUUCCGACCAUUUUGCAGGAAUUGGAAGAAAUAUUAACUGAUGUAACGUCGGCUGUCAGUGAGGCUAUUUGGCAAGAAGGCGAAAUAAUUACAGAUAAGAGCAACGCUCAGCUUCGUCGGUACGAGUCUCUCUGCGCCCAAGCUCGCGCAGUGUCUAGUACCGCAGACUUGGCUCACUUGGCGCGUACACUACUAACCGCCCAACCGUCGAUGCGCCCACCUAAGAGGACCUUCUUGCCACCUUACCCACCAGAACCUGAUGAUCCAGCACUAGAUGUUCCUGCGGAGGUUAUGCCACCAAUUCUCAAGGGAGAAAUUCUUUUUGACCGGAUGGGUGCGCAAGCGCGUGUUAACUACGAACAACUUCGCAAAGAUGCCCAAGAUCUUGAAAUGAAGAUCAAACAACUACAAGAUAGCCUUGAUGCUUUAUCACGGCAUCAGACCAGAGGCAUCGAAAGCAACCUCUACAGCAAAGUAAACGAGAUUCAAGAUGAUAUGUCCAAGAACAAAUAUGACUACAGGGCGACGCAGUUACAUCUAGCUGCAGUUAGAGCUCAGGUAAGUUUAUAUGCCAUUGUUUGA